Messenger RNA from Plasmodium gonderi, 693 nucleotides. Its product is annotated as 50S ribosomal protein L24. Bases 1 to 693 code for a protein of 230 amino acids. Gene Ontology annotation, cellular component: mitochondrion; ribosome. Gene Ontology annotation, biological process: translation. The transcript has a single exon. Lineage: Eukaryota; Apicomplexa; Aconoidasida; Haemosporida; Plasmodiidae. The record is from RefSeq and is a predicted model, not a curated record. Gene Ontology annotation, molecular function: RNA binding; structural constituent of ribosome.
AUGUCGCGAUAUGUAAAAUAUUUCGUUCAAGCGAAACGUCUUGACAAACGAAAAAGAAAGUAUGGGCAACUAGACUUCUUAGAAUUAAGCAAAGAGCUUAGCAUUCCUUUUCCAUUGAGAGAAAGGAACCAACCCAAACACUUAGACUUGUCUAAGUACUUAAAUAUUAAAGUAGGAGAUUUAGUUAAAGUGUUAUAUGGGCCGUAUAAAGACAGAGAAGGUAUUGUGUUAAACAUAAAUCCAAAAAGAAACACACUAAUUGUUGAUGGAUGUAACAUGAAAAAAUCAGCAUGGAAUGUUACAAAUAAAAAAACAAGUUCAAUUAUAACGCAAGAAAUGCCUAUUCAUAUAACUAAUGUCGCAAUUUUAGAUCCAAUAAGUAAAAAACCAACUGUUGUAAAAAGAAGAUAUAUGAUGAAUGGAGAAUGUGUACGCAUAUCAAAAAUAUCUGGAUGUGCUAUGCCUGAACCUGUUAAUAAAAAUGCCUUGAAAGAACAAAAUAAUUAUGAACUCUUCAUUCACAAAAAAAAAACUGGACCUCCCAUUAAGGACAUUUAUGCAGAGAGAGAUUCCAAGAACUUUAAUUUGUUAAAAAAAAUAGCAUACGAAAUUAAAAAAAAAAAGUUUUAUGAAAUGAAAAAUUUUUUUAACUCUUCUCAUCAGGGUGAAAACAGCACUUCUCUGGAAGAGUAA